AUGGAUCGGAAUGAAGUGGACACGGAGCGUCGUCUACGCGCCAUGGAAAUCGCCUUUGAGCACGAGCGACAGCAGCACGAAGUGCUUGAGAAGAAGUACGCGCGAUUGAAACGGCGCUACGUGCGGCUGGAGCGAUCGCACAGUCGUUUGGUCAUGAAGUCGCGUGAGAAAAAUUACAAUGCAAUUGACGUCCCAGCUGUCCAGUCGGAGACAUCUAGCAGUAGCGAGGCGGUACCAAGCUCGCACAUGUCACCGUUUGCAGUCAUUGAUCUCACGAGUCCACGCCCUGGAUCGGAUUCUGCUACGAGAUGCAACGAUGCACCGCAAAGUGGAAACUCUGGAGGAUUACGAGACUCGCGGUCGGCUCGUUUGUCGAGAGAGGAUUUCUGCGGUGAAAGUCCGAGCUCGUUGCUCGGGUCUCCGAGACCAUCAGCUGACGAAGUCUGUACUAGUGAGGACCAAGAAGAGCAAAAGGCGGAAGAGAGAGAGGCGGAGGAGGAGAGUGUGGAAAGGACAAGCAGGCGACGCAAUAUGAACACAUUGUUCUCAACCCUUACGUCUCGGAGACGUCUGCAUUUGGACUUCGCACUUCCAUCAGGCCUUCCCGAUUCCAAUCGCGUAGUACCAAGUCCAUUGCGACGGAUGCAGCAGCAAGAUUUACAAUUGGAUCGUCGAGUCAGGUUGUACGGCUCUCCGCAAGCACGUUUCACGACAACGGGUCGUGGAGAGCAUCGCACACGAACCCGUCCACGACUUCGUUCGUACGAUCGAUCGCCAGAACGGACUGCUACAUUUGCUUAUGGACUGGAAUCGGAACAGGAAGUAGAGCCUCGGACACAUCAUCAUGAGCUACCAAUUCCCUCCGUAUCGUCCCCCGUGGUGAAUUCAUCAUUAGUUCCGACAACGCCCUCGUUUUUGCCACUAGCUACUUCGUCGUCUGUAUCGCGUCCUGGAGCUCAGAGCGAUGAAGAGGCUUCGCUGGCUUUGGCACGGUAUCUGCAACAACAGGAGAACAUUGCGGCAUACGAAGAGCACGAAGCUCGCUUACUCCAGGCGUCUGCAGGUCAAGUAUACAACCAGCGAUCUCGUGAGCACUUUGGUUCAGUAGUCUCAGGUAUACUGAACCAUCAGCGCAACAUUGAUCCGGACAAUAUGACCUACGAGGAACUGUUGAGGCUCGGAGAAGAGGUCGGAGACGUGAAGCAGGAAAGAUGGCGGCAAAUAGCGGUUCAAGUCAUUUCGGGUCUACCGACCCAUCAAUGGACCGACAGCCAUGGCGAAAAACACACGUGUAUCGUUUGCCAGUAUAAUUUCAUGCCAAACGAUCGUGCCAUGACCCUUCCGUGUGCUCAUGUAUUCCAUGAAGAUUGCGUCGAUAGCUGGAUUCGCGAGAACAACAGUUGUCCACUGUGCAAACGCGAAAUCUCUUCGAUGUAG
Molecule: messenger RNA, 1437 nt
Organism: Peronospora matthiolae
Lineage: Eukaryota; Oomycota; Peronosporomycetes; Peronosporales; Peronosporaceae
Source: the annotation of a GenBank genome assembly